UUGGGUGCGAGGAUGCGACGCCUCACGCUGUUGGCCCUGUUGGUGGGGGUCAUGCUGUACCUGGCGAUGGGGGCGCUGGUGUUCCGCACGCUGGAGGCGCCCCAGGAGAGCCAGGCCUACGACCGGCUGGUGGACGUCAGGGACCGCUUCCUCCGCAACCACUCUCACUGCGUCAGCCCCGAGGCCUUCAACCAGCUCAUGAUGGGCAUGGUAUCGGCUGUGGAUGCAGGCCUGGAUCUGAGCAGCAGUUUGUCGAACUACACUAGCAACUGGGACCUCAUCAAUGCUUUCUUCUUCUGCGGGACCAUCAUCACCACCAUCGGCUUUGGGAACCUGUCCCCUCGCACCUGGUUCGGCCAGCUCUUCUGCGUCUGCUACGCCCUGGUGGGCAUCCCGAUGUUCGGCAUUCUGCUGGCCGGGGUCAGUGACCACAUGGGCACCGUGCUCCGGAAGGCCGUGGCCCGGAUCGAGACCCUGUUCCUGAAGCGCAACCUCAGUCCCACCAUAGUUCGCGUGAGUUCGGCGGUGAUCUCCAUCCUGAUUGGCUGCCUGAUCUUCCUGGUGGUGCCCACGCUGGUGUUCCAGGAGGUGGAGAGGUGGACCUUCCUGGAGUCCAUCUACUUUGUAGUCAUCACUCUCACCACCGUGGGCUUUGGAGACUUCGUUCCAGGCUCAGGCCGCGACAGUGACAUCAUCCUGAAGCCUCUGGUGUGGCUGUGGAUCGUGUUCGGCCUGGCCUACUUCGCCUCCAUCCUGGCCAUGAUCGGUAAAUGGCUGAGGGUGCUUUCCAAGAGGACCCGCGCCGAGAUGGAGGAGCUCCGGGCCCACGCCACCGACUGGCACCAGAACAUCCAGAACAUGGACUUCCGGAUCCCCAACCCGCUGGAGUUCAACGACCCCUUCCUGCUGCAGCGCCGCCGCUGGAAGCGCAGCGAGCGGCGGCGGGUGCGGCGGGGGGCUCAGGCCACCCUGGGGUACCUGGUGCGCGGCGGCUCCGAGAACGGACACCUGCGCAACCGCUGGCCGGACCUCCCGGGGGGCUCCAUGGUGUGGCUGGAGACCAGCCUCCCGCCCGGCCCCGGGGCCAAGGGCCCCGGGGGCGUGGAGGUGGCCACGGUGCCCCGGGCGGGGCUCGGCCUGGGGGGGCACCCGGGGGUGCGCUCGUUCGCCCGCUCGCUCUCGCUCCCCGUGGCGCACUCCACCCUGAGGCUGGACCUCCUGCGGCCCCGGCUGGGGGGGCCCGGGGGCCCGCUGUCCUCCUGCGACUCCCGCUCAGACGCCGCGUCCCGCUCCUCCUGCUCCUCCUGCUCCUCGGGGCCCGAGGGCUUCCAGCCCGGCCUGGCGCCGGGCCGCGGCGCGGCGGAGGAGGAGAAGGCGUGGCCCGGCCCCCCGGCCCGCCCCCCCUCCCCGGAGGAAGACUCUGCGACCGAGCUCCGGGAGCUGCUCCUGGUCUCGGGGCCCGACGAUCCGGAGCAGGGGCCGUCCCCUGUCUCCACCGGACGACCUUCCUCCUCCUCCUCCACCUCCUCCUCCCCCUCGCCACCUCCUCCUCCCCCCUCGCUGCCGCCCGACUGCCAGCUGCUGGACUUCUUCGGGGAGAACCUGGCGUACAUCGACGAGUCCUCGGACACGCUGAGCGACCGCGCCCAGCCGGAGGGGGGCGGGGCGGAGCCGGGGGGCGGGCGGCCGCGCAAACCAAACAGGAAGAGGAGCAUGAGGAGGGCGCCGCCCUUACAGCUCAGCCCCCUGGUGGCCAGGAAGAGGCACAGCAGUGACAUACAGCCGCCGUCCAACCCCCCCACACCACCCCCACACUCCCCCCUCUGAGGCCACCGGGGGGCAGUAUCUCUCUCCCCCCUUUGUGACCAGGGGGGCAGCUCUCCCCCCCUGGUCUCAGAGGGGGAGAGUAUCUCUCCCCCUCUGAGACCAGGGGGGAGACAGAGAGAUACUCUCCCCCUCUGAGACCAGGGGAGAGACCAGAGAGAUACUCUCCCUCUCGGACAAAGACACAAAUGAACAAUGUUUUGUUUUUGCCAUUUCUCAGAAGCCUUUUUAUGGUCAGUGGCCAAAUUAAGGAUUCUAUAAACAUGUUGUUGUCAUGUUGCUAUCUUGAUUUAGUUGUUGUAGUGAUUUAUCUGUGUGUGCAAAACCAUGACUGUGAAAGCCAAAAUCCAGUUGAUUGUAAUGUAAUCAAAUGUAAUCAAUCACACAAAGCCUUUAGCGCUCAGCACUAAACAAGUAUGUAUACUAGUGUGUCUUUAUCUAGUCUAUACAUGUGUUAACGGUUUACAAUUUAACAAAUAAGUUCAAGAAACGACCAAUAAGGGCCCUGGGUUCAAUUCAUUACAUAACACCCACAAUGCCUUUCAGGGGGAUAUCACGUACCCUUCUUCAAUGAUUUAUAGUUCGGAUUGUAUCAAUCGAACAAAUUCCUCUUCUUUCAGGAGGAAAUUCCAUAGUCGUAUUUUUGUAAAGAUUUAGACGCAGGGCAUCUUUCAAGUCUGCAUUAACGACACCACAUAAGGGAGGAAGUGCCGCCCUCCGCUGUUUAGAAAAGGGUACUGCAAAGUGGCCUCAAAUCUGACCAUGAACCUUGAUUAGGAUCAAGAACAUCACCGUUACUGACCACACAAACUGGUGUCAUUUAUAUAAACCUGCAUUUCACUACCGUGUCACAACUUAUUUAACAUGACUUUGUGUCUACUUACCAUCUUCUGUUGCCCUCACUAACCAACCAUAUUUUAAUUGUAUUUACACACAGGAUCAUAGGAAUGAUCUUAAUGGACGCUCAAAGCAAAGAACACGUUUCCCCCCUCAACCAGGUCCGUCCCGUGUUGGGUUUGAUGAGGUGUGGGGGUAAGGCAGUGUUGUGGUCGUCACCCAAGUCUCCAGUCUCCAGUGUUAAGUUAUAGGUCUACUGAUAUGAUAACAAAAUAACAAAAACAAUAGGGAUCCAACCUGUUGGCUUGGACCCCUAAAAAAAGCAUUUGACUCUGUGUUACUUGUGGAAAUGACACGGAUUGGCUGUCUCGACUUCCCAGCUAGAAGUGUAAUGAGCAGGGAAAAAUACAUUGUACAUUGUCUCAUUUAAAUAUAAAAUAGAUACCAUGCA
Molecule: messenger RNA, 3112 nt
Organism: Gadus macrocephalus (Pacific cod)
Lineage: Eukaryota; Metazoa; Chordata; Actinopteri; Gadiformes; Gadidae
Gene: kcnk4a
Product: potassium channel, subfamily K, member 4a
Exons: 7
Coding region: 13-1827 (604 amino acids)
Biological process (GO): potassium ion transmembrane transport; stabilization of membrane potential
Cellular component (GO): membrane
Molecular function (GO): potassium ion leak channel activity
Source: RefSeq, a predicted model, not a curated record